Molecule: messenger RNA, 3187 nt
Organism: Pelodiscus sinensis (Chinese soft-shelled turtle)
Lineage: Eukaryota; Metazoa; Chordata; Testudines; Trionychidae
Source: RefSeq, a predicted model, not a curated record
UCGGGCUCCCGCCCCGUCCCUGCGCCCGGAGCCAUGGCCAGCGGCACAGGGGAUGGCGGCAACGCCCGCUUGAGCAUCGCCUCCCAGUUCUUCACCCAGGAGGAGGGCAGCGGCACGGACAGCAUGACCACCUCGGAGAGGGUGGUGGAUCUGUUAAACCAGGCUGCCUUGAUCAGCAAUGACUCUAAAAUCACCAUCCUCAAACAGGUCCAGGAGCUAAUUAUAAACAAGGACCCCACGCUGCUGGAUAACUUCCUGGAUGAGAUCAUCGCCUUCCAGGCGGACAAAUCCAUCGAGGUGCGCAAGUUUGUCAUCGGCUUCAUCGAGGAGGCCUGGGAGAUCAUCGCCUUCCAGGCGGACAAAUCCAUCGAGGUGCGCAAGUUUGUCAUCGGCUUCAUCGAGGAGGCCUGGGGUCCCCGGGCCAGCCUCGCCCGCCAGCGGCCCAUGUUCAUGGCCGAGGUGAUCCAGGCCUACGAGACGCUGCACGCCAACCUGCCGCCGACCCUGGCCAAGUCCCAGGUGAGCAGCGUGCGCAAGAACCUGAAGCUGCACUUGCUGAGCGUGCUCAAGCACCCCUCGUCCUUCGAGUUCCAGGCGCAGAUCACCACGCUGCUGGUGGACCUGGGCACGCAGCAGGCCGAGAUCGCCCGCAGCAUGCCCAACCUGAAGGAGGCGCGCAAGCGCCCGCGGGACGACACCGAUCCCUCCCUCAAGAAGAUGAAGAUAGAGCCGUCCCUUGGGGAGGAUGACGAGGACAAGGACCUGGAGCAAACGGCCGUGCCGCCGCCCAAGCCCUCCGUCCAGACGAGCCCCCUGUCGGACACGGACAUCACGGCCGAGUUCCUGCAGCCCCUGCUGACGCCGGACAACGUCGCCAAUCUGGUGCUGAUCAGCAUGGUGUACCUGCCCGACACCAUGCCUGCCUCCUUCCAAGCCACCUACACCCCCGUGGAGUCGGCCGGCACAGAAGCCCAGAUCAAGCAUCUCUCCCGCCUCAUGGCCACCCAGAUGACAGCUGCAGGGCUUGGCCCAGGUAUGUCUGCCGAGGGGGCGGAGAGACCUCUCUAUGGGUGCACCCCGCCCCCCCGCCGGCACUGGCAUUCCCCUGAACAGAGCCAGGCCAGAGCUGAUCCCUGCGGGACCCCACUCGCUGUCCCCUUCCAGCUUGGGAUGACGCGCCGUCCGACGCUGAGCUGCUCCCUCCCUCCCCACUCCAGGCUGGCGGGCGCCGGUGGGCGCAAGAAGGUUUUCCGCCUGAGCGACGUGAUCAAGCCGCUGACGGAGCAGCAAGGGGACAAGCUGAAGCUGGCAGCCGUGAAGCGGAUCCUGUGCUCGGAGAGAGCCGUAGCCUGCAGCGGGGCGGCCCAGGCCCGGGUCAAGAUCCUCGCCUCCCUGGUGACCCAGUUUGGCGUGCCCCUGAAGAGCGAGGUCAUGGCCUUUAUCCUGGACGACGUCCGCAACCGGCUGGACCUGGCCUUCGCCUGGCUGUUCCACGAGUAUAACGCCUACCUGAGCAAGUACCCCAGCGGCUCCCUGGAGCGCUACGACGAAUGUCUCCUUGGCCUGCUCUCCGGCCUGCAGGAGAAGCCGGACCAGAAGGACGGGAUCUUCACCAAGUUGGUGCUGGAAGCCCCGCUCAUCACGGAGAGCGCGCUGGAGGUGAUCCGCAAGUACUGCGAGGACGAGAGCCGCACCGCCCUGGGGAUGUCCACCCUGCAGGACCUGAUCUUCAAGCGCCCGUCCAGGCAGUUCCAGGAUCUGCACGUGCUGCUCGACCUCAGCUCCCACGAGAAGGACAAGGUGUGUCCGGGGGCCUCCUGGGUCCCUCCCGCCAUGCUCCUGUCAAGGGAGAUCAGCCUCGCUCGUCCCUGCCUCGCCUUCUCGGCCCGCCCGCGACGUGCGACCCGCCCUGCCUCCCGACCUCUGCACCUAGUUCCCGUGUGGGAGCUGUGCGCUCACGUUCCUCCUUCCUUGAUCCGCGGGAUGGGGAUGAAUUCCCCGGAGCUGCUGCUGCUGGUGGAGAACUGGCACAAAGGGGCUGAGACCCUGGUGACGCGCUGCCUCCACAGCCUGACGGAUCCCCACCCUGCUCCCAGACCCCCGGCCCCUCCCAACGGGCCCUGCCCUCCAGAGGGCCGCUGGCCUGCCUGGGCCUCGGUUUCCCGUUCAGGGCUGGCCGUGGUGAUGCAGCAGCUGAUGGAGCAGAGCCCCCUGCCCAUGCUGCUCAUGAGGACGGUCAUCCAGUCGCUGACCAUGUACCCGCGCCUGGGCGGCUUUGUCAUGAACGUCCUGUCCCGCCUCAUCAUGAAGCAGGUGUGGAAGUACCCCAAGGUGUGGGAGGGCUUCAUCAAAUGCUGCCAGCGCACCAAGCCCCAGUCCUUCCAGGUCAUCCUGCAGCUCCCUCCGCAGCAGCUCAGCGCCGUCUUCGAGAAGUGCCCCGAGCUGCGGGAGCCCCUGCUGGCCCACGUCCGCUCCUUCACCCCGCACCAGGUACCGCUGCCCCCGCGGGAGAGUCGCCCUGGGGUGGGGCACAAGCGAGGCUGCCUUUACCAGCCGCUGAUGGAGCAGGAACUGGAACCCGCCCCCCUCCUCCCGCGCAUGUCCCAGGACAUGAUCGCCCUGCGGCUGGCCCAGGAGAAGGCGCUCAAACGGCAGCUGGAGGAGGAGCAGAAGCUGAAGCAGCCGGCCAGCCAGCCACGCCCGGCCCAUGUCCUGGCACCACUGCCCGCCGAGGAGCCCAUGGACUUCCGGGAGGAGAGGCCUGAGGUGGAAACACCCACCAUCUUCAUCAGCGUGCAGGAGGAAGAGGAGGGCUCCGGGGGAGACGGGUCCCUGUUGGACUCCAGCGCGGAGGGGCCCCCGCCGGCCAAGGAGCCGAAGAGCAAGGAGGCGGGAGCCGGUAGCGCCGCGGACGAAGAGGCCGAGAGCAAGCCAGAGAACCUCCCACCGGCUGAGCCAGCGCCCAGCAGCACCCAGCCCAGCGGGCCCCAGCCGCCCAGCCAGCCGGAGGAGCAGCCAGAGGCCGGAGCGGGGCAGGAGCAGAAGCAGAAAGCGGAGAGCUGAUGGGGCAGUGCUGGCCUGCGGCAGAGGCCUACAGGGCAAAGAGACUCGGGGGGGAUGAGCAGACUGCACAGCUAAUGACCUGGAGCUUGACUAAAUAAACAGUCGCUGUUCUGGUGCCCUUCCA